Molecule: messenger RNA, 8408 nt
Organism: Myxocyprinus asiaticus (Chinese sucker)
Lineage: Eukaryota; Metazoa; Chordata; Actinopteri; Cypriniformes; Catostomidae
Gene: ncoa2
Product: nuclear receptor coactivator 2
Exons: 22
Coding region: 596-5119 (1507 amino acids)
Biological process (GO): positive regulation of transcription by RNA polymerase II; cellular response to hormone stimulus
Cellular component (GO): nucleus
Molecular function (GO): protein dimerization activity; nuclear receptor binding
Source: RefSeq, a predicted model, not a curated record
GUUUUUGUUCAUUUGAAUGGACAGUGAUUUAUAUUGAUCGAUUUCGUUGAUAUGCGUGUAUGUCUGUUAUAAGUGUUUUAAGCCGAAGUGUUGCUUCGUAGUGUUUUAACCUGUUAUAGGCCAUUAUACCAUAUGAUUGUAUUUCUAAACUCUUAAUAGUGCACUUUCUUUCGGGAGGUCUCAUUGCGAAAACAACCCAGUGCUGUUUCACAAUUGCUGUCAAGCGCGUGCCAGUCUGAAAGGAACGCGAGAGUGAACAGCAGAAUAGUGCACAAGUCUCACUGUUUGCAGAUUUCGCUUUGAGAGAAGUUGCAUUCGGUGUUAACCUUUGAUCAGCACCGGCUACAACUGUACGUCCAUUCUGAAUCUCAUACUUUCGUUUCUGGCUCACGUUCAGAUGGAAGUAUUGUUUACAGGAAAUAAAUCUGUCGCCGUCUGGAUUUUGAUCGGAUACUUGACACACUUGGGCUUAAUUGCUGCUGAGUAAUCACGACUGAAAGAAGUGAAGAAUGCCCAAAGAUUUCCACUGGUCCCAUUGCUGCAGAAAUGCCCUGAGGUCGAGUCUGGACUGAAGCCAAGGUGAUAUGCAUUAAGGAUGAGUGCUGUCAGUGAAAACUCAUCUGACCCUGCCAGGUCAGAGGCUCAGAAGCGCAAGGAAUGUCCCUCCGACCUCCUAGGCCCAAGUCCCAAACGAAGCACUGAGAAACGUAAUCGGGAGCAUGAAAAUAAGUACAUAGAGGAGCUUGCCGAGCUCAUCUUCGCAAACAUCAAUGACAUCGACAACUUCAAUGUCAAGCCUGACAAAUGUGCAAUCCUAAAGGAAACCGUCAAACAGAUUCGUCAAAUUAAAGAGCAAGAAAAAGCUGCUGCAGCAAAUGAAGAUGAAGUACAGAAGGCUGAUGUGUCAUCCACAGGCCAAAGUGUUAUUGACAAAGACGCUCUCGGACCAAUGAUGCUGGAGGCCUUAGACGGGUUCUUCUUUGUGGUGAACAUGGAAGGGAACAUCGUGUUUGUGUCGGAGAACGUGACACAGUACCUGCGGUAUAAUCAGGAAGAGCUGAUGAACACAAGUGUGUACAGCAUCCUGCAUGUGGGAGACCAUAACGAAUUCAUCAAAAACCUCCUGCCCAAGUCACACGUUAAUGGAGUGCCGUGGUCCAGUGAGAAUCCUCGGCGGAACAGCCACACCUUCAACUGCCGCAUGCUCGUGAACCCUCACAGCGAGGCCGAAGAGACGCAGGAUCAUGAGGCACAGCAGAAAUAUGAGACUAUGCAGUGUUUUGCUGUGUCUGAACCAAAGUCCAUCAAGGAGGAGGGAGAGGAUUUCCAGUCAUGUCUGAUCUGCGUAGCGCGGCGAGUACCAAUGAAAGAGAGACCCAUGCUCCCAGCGCACGAGAGCUUCACCACCCGCCAAGACCUCCAAGGUAAGAUCACCUCACUGGACACCAGUCUGUUACGAGCAUCUAUGAAGCCAGGCUGGGAAGAUUUGGUGAGGAGAUGCAUUCAGCGCUUUCACCUGCAGAACGAUGGAGACAUGUCAUUUGCCAAGCGGCAUCAGCAAGAAGUGUUAAGGCACGGACAAGCCUUCAGUCCCAUCUACCGGUUUUCCUUGUCUGACGGGACCAUCGUCUCUGCUCACACCAAGAGCAAACUGGUUCGCUCACCUGCCACCAAUGAGCCGCAGCUUUACAUGUCCCUGCACAUCUUACAGAGAGAGCAGACUGUGUGUGGCAUGACCCCAGAUCUUGGAGCUGCUCAGGCUAUGGUCAAACCUAUGAACGCCAUGAGCUCCCCCAACACAGCUGGAUCAUCCGGGGGUCCCCAGGGGCAGGACGCCACUGUCAGCAGCAACACAUCCACCUUCCCCUCCCCUGGUGGCCAGAAGGAGCCCGGCGCCAUUGGCCCCAUGCAGGGCCACCGUUUCGGCUGCCCAGGGACUAUAAGCCACUCGGCAACCAUGCAGGCGGCCACCCCUCAGGGCAGUGGCUAUCCACUGAAGCUGAGUAGCCCAUCUCAGGGCAGUCCAGGCAUGCUAUCUCCACGCCACCGUGCCAGUCCUGGAGUGGCGAGCUCGCCCCGCUUGCCUCCGCCCCAAUUCUCCCCAGUAGGCAGCCUGCAUUCACCAGUAAGCAUGUGUACUAGCAGUACAGGUGGCAACGGUGGGGCGGGUGGUAACCACGGUUACACAAGCAGUUCCCUUAAUGCCCUACAGGCACUGAGCGAGUGCCACGGUGUGAGCCUCGGCCAGUCACUUGGCUCACCCGACAGGAAGUUGGGGUCACCAGCUGGAAUGGGUGUCAGUCCUCACCUACUGAACAAAAUGGGAGCCUCUGAAUCAUUCGGAGAGCAGGGCCAAUCAGAGCAAGGUGUUGCAGGGCAGGACGACGGUAUUAAACAGCCAAGAGACGAAAAGGGCAACCUCUGCCAGUUUAACAACACUGACGGGAGUGACCCGCAAAACCGUCUACGUGACAACAAAGGCCAUACUAAACUCCUACAGCUCCUCACCACUAAAACUGAGCCAAUCGAGUCCACCUCACCUCCUCCAGGGGCUGGCGGAGAUCCUGGCUGUAAGGACCCCACUGGUGGCCCUGGGAAUGGUGGCAUGGGCCUACAAACUGGAGCAGGAGCCGGGUCACAUGCUACCACCCUGAAGGAGAAGCACAAGAUUCUUCAUAGGCUGCUGCAGAACAGCUCGUCACCCGUCGAUCUGGCCAAACUCACAGCCGAGGCCACAGGAAAGGAGCUUUGUCAGGAUUCUGUGGGUGGAGGGGCAAAUGUGGCAGAUUUGGCCAUUAAACAGGAGCCCAUCAGCCCUAAGAAGAAGGACAACGCCCUGCUGCGCUACCUACUGGAUAAAGAUGAUAACGUUCUCAGGGACAAAGGCAUCAAUAUGGAGCCUGGAGAGGUAAAGGUUGAGGGCGGUAAGAUGCCCGGAAUUAAAACGGAGAAAACCGAUGGCGGGUACGACCGAGUGGAUCCGUCGAGCGAGCUGGACGAUAUCCUAGAUGAUCUACAGAACAGUCAGCCGGGUCUGUUCUCCGAGCCUCGGCCCGUUUCGCUGCCUGCUGCCGUGGACAAGCAGUCAAUCAUCAAUGACAUCCUGCAGAUGACCGGAGAGGGUGGAGCCACUGGCAUGAGCCCCCAGCAACAGAGAGCACUACAGGCUGUGGGCCAACAGAAUUUUGGUGGUCCGCGGCCAGGUCAGCCGGGCAGAGCUCCUCCGGUGAGAAGUGUGUCUUUGGAUAUGAACAUGCCAGCUAAAGGCGCUCCGGGUCAGUACCCGCUGAUGAGGAACAACAGCCCCUACACACUCAUGCAGCAACAAGGCAUCAUGGGAAACCACAGUGUCAUGCCUAAUCAGCCCAACAUGGUCAAUGCAGGAGUCAUGGGUAAUAAUGGUCCUCGUGUAGGUAUGCAGCAGGACGGCUGGGGUGCACAGGGUCCUGGUCCUGUGAGUGGUGCGGCCUCGCCCGCUACAGCUGCUCCCAAUGGCCAGCACUCCCUCCAGCAGGGGGUGCUCCAUGCUCGCCUGGUGCCCAACUCUAGCACGGGCAUGCCCAUGAGACCCAACAGCCAACCUGGACCUAGACAGAUGCUUCAGUCCCAGAUGAUGCCCAAUGCCCAGUCAAACAUGGACAUUGGCAUGGCUGGCCACCAGUUUCCCCAGCAACAGGCACCGCCCAAUCAGACGGCUCCAUGGCCAGACAGUGUGCUGCCGAUAGAGCCGGUGCCAUUUGGGAACCAGAGCAGUUCCAUAUACAGCAGUCCUCAGGAGGACGUUCUGUGUCCUGCAGCCACUGAGGGUCCUGCCGAUGAGGGGGCUCUCCUCAGCCAGCUCUACACUGCCCUUAAAGAUUUCGACGGCCUGGAGGAGAUUGACCGUGCACUGGGCAUCCCUGCAAUGGUGGUACAGGCCCAGCCGGUGGAGCAGGAUCAGUUCCCAGGUCAGGACCCCGGCAUGAUGAUGGAUCAGAAGCCCCCCAUGUAUGGCCAACAGCAGUACGCCGCCUCCCAGGCCCACUUGCAGCAGGGUGGAUAUGCACCCAUGCAGGACCCCAGCUUCCAUGGCAUGACUGGACAGAUGGGGCAGAGGCUGGGGCAUCCCAUGCUCCGCAUGCAGGCCAGACCAGGUCUCAGGCCCACCGGUGUCGUACCCAACCAACCCAAUACACUCAGACUGCAGCUUCAGCACAGGCUACAAGCACAGCAGAAUCGGCAGCCUAUGAUGAAUCAGAUGACUGGAGUGUCAAGCAUGAACCUACCUCUACGACCCAACGUUCCGAAUCAGGGGACAAUCAAUGCUCAGAUGCUGGCCCAGCGGCAGAGAGAGAUGCUGAGCAAUCACUUACGCCAACGUCAGCUGGACCAGCAGCGACAGCAGCAGCAGCAACAACAGCAGCAGCAGCAGCAGCGUAGCAUGGUCAUGCGAGCCCAGGGCCUCAACCUGCCGCCCAACAUGGCCGCAGCCGCUGCCGGCAUGAACAACCCGCGGAUCCCCCAGGCCAACCCCCAGCAGUUCCCCUAUCCGCCCAACUACGGUACAGGACUGGCCUCUCCGCCCCCCUCCACCAGCCCCUUCUCCCCCGGUUCCCCCAACCUUCCCGCCCCCCAGCUCCUCUCCCACAGCACCAUGCAUGGCUCUCAAAUGAGUCUAGCUAACCAGGUGAUGCUGGGCAGUCUGAGCGGACAGUUUGGGGCUGUUAUGAGCCCACAAAUGCAGCACAGUGCCUUUCAGUUCCCCAGCUCAGGUAUGAGUCAGCAGUCGGAUGGUGGGUUCGGUGGUGCCGCCACCCCUCAGAGCCCCCUGAUGUCUCCCAGGAUGGGCCACGCCCAGAGUCCCAUGAUGCAACAGGCGCAGGGCAACACCUCUUUCCAGUCCUCCCCUGAUAUGAACGGCUGGACACAGGGAAACAUGAAUGCCAACAGUAUGUUCACUCAGCAGUCGCCACCUCAGUUUGGCCAGCAGGCCAACAACAACUUGUACAACGGUAACGGCAUGAACCUCAUGGCCCCCAACUCGAGCAACAUGGCCCAAAUGGGCAACCAGAUGAGCAUGAACUCUGGACCUGCGGGGGGGAUGUCCAACAUGGGCCCAGAACAGCAGAAGUAUUGUUGACCCGGGGCUGACGACGUCCCAAUGCAGUAAACAGAGUGUCUAAAGACUUUUCAUGAGUGAUUUUCAGCUGCAGCGUGAUCAAGUAGAGUUUGUGGAGUGAUGCUGUGCUAUUUAAGCUGCUAUCAGAGGCCGGACGGGUCUGUCUCCUGCCCUCUACUGGACAUCUGUAGAGGAUGCAUCAGGGGUACCGGAGCUCAAAGGGAUGGACUCUUUCUCUCUCUCACACACACACUCACUGACACAGAUCUUCUGGACCUAGAGCUCUCCCCCUCUGUCAAACACACUGCAAGCCCUUACUGUCAGUCUGCUCUGUUGCAUUCACCGUAGUGUGACUUAGGUCUCCCCUGAAAAGACUCAGUGACAGUGGCAAUGGAAUCCUUGUCUCCCAUGAAUGUAUUCCUCCUCCUUUUUCUCUCCCUUUCUCUCUCGAUUUCUCCUGGACUUUAGGCUGUUCUUAAAAGAUAUUCUUUAACCCACCCAUCUUCGGUCUAACUCCUUUCCUGACGUUCCAAAAUAGGCAAGAAGACUGCGUUUGAAAUCCGCGCUCUAAAAUUCAGCCUUUUUGCCUUUUUUAAAUUUGAUUCUCUUUUGUUUCAGAGUACAAAUAAAGAUAAUGUUGAAAUGGCUUCUACGUAGAUUAUGAGAGUUCAGAUGACAGUUUGUAAAGUUAGACUUAAUUUAGAGGUUUAUUGUGUAAUAAAUUAAGUUUUAUUCUAAUGUAUAGUUUCUUUUUUUAACAGUGUAGAUUUCUUUAUAAACCAUCAACUCAUGGCAGUGAGAGUGCGUAUUGCCUCUGCAUAAGAAAUUGUUCAACAUACCUAUGGGUUUUAUUUUACUCGGUCCAGUAGUUUCACAGAAAAUGUGAUUUUAAACUUGUUUCUGUCUGGUAAGUAAAAUGAAAUGCUGGUAGAUUGUAAAUACCAAUAAUGGGGGGGGAAAUUGUAUAUUUAUUUUUUGAUUUUCAAUUUAUUUUCCCCCUCCUCCUCCCCCCAAAGUCCAGUCUUAACUGUUUCAGGGACAAGGGCGGUGUUUCUCAAGCAUGUGUAUUCACUUGAUGGGAAAAUGAGCUAGGCAGGGAGCGUGUGCUGUUUCUUAUGGUACUGAGGAAGGGGAGCUGGGUUGCAGUGGUCCUUCUUUUCCUGGGUGGGCUUUGGGAGGGUGCUGUGUGUACAGUGUACAGAUACUUGCUUGCUUCUAAGCCUUUAGCCAAGAGCCCCACCGGAGGAACCCAACACAGCCAUAAACUCAACACUGAAUCAUGCUUUCUUUGUUGUGUGGAGUGAUGUGCUUCGUGCAAGAUGCUAGGUUCAACCAGAAUUCGGUGUGUGUAAGAAAAGACAACAAGCAAUAAAUAUUACUUGAGAUUUGUUUGUUUUUUUCCUCCUCUGUUUUGUAAUUUUUGUACAGGAUUUUUCAGGAGACACAUUUUUUCUCCCCGGUUCAAACUCAGUAUUAAAAACAGAUACUUUUUUUAAUUGUGGUUCAUAUUUUGAGAAAAACUCAAAUUGAAAGAUGUCCAAAUCUACAUGUUCCUCAGUGACGAGUAGGUUUUAGUUGUGGUGUAGCCAAAAAUAAAGCAGCAUUGAUGUUUAACAUGGCAGUUCCUACAUUCAAACACACUGUACCCUGGUCCUCAAACGGAUUCGGCAAUCCCGGGAUCAACAGUCAGAUUGUUUGCUUUGACCCUCAAUUCACAAAUUUCCAGAUUUCAUCACUACAUACAUGUGAACAUUACACUCUUAAAACUGUAAUGUACGCAAAACAGUCCUUCAUGCUUUCUAUUCGAGGACAAAGCCAAAUUUCCUUGCCUUUUAAUUGAUUGAGAGACUUACACAUGCCACUUUCAUUUUGUUCUUGUCCAUGUCUGCACACAGGUUGUAUCGGAGUUAGAUUGUCAGCUUUUGCUUUUACUGAAAAUAUCGCCAUGUCAUCUCUGUGUUUAAGCUGGUGUUAAAGUACGUGUUGUUUUUUAUUUUUUAUUUAUUUAUUUUUUUCAGUAUAUAAUGUAUGUACCAGCAGCAAAUUACGUUUGCAAUGACCCAGCUCUGUCAUUAUACGCUGAAGGUGCCGUGGUUGUGUACGAAUAUACCUGGUGUUUUGGCAUAGCUUAUGCUUUUCCUUUUCAACACUGUAAAUACAGGUUUGAUUUCACAUCAUUUGGGGUGAAGUGUUCACUCUGCCCACCAUUCAAAAGUUUCUGGAAGUUUCAGACACACACCUGCCGUUUUAACGUAAGGAUCUACAUUCUCAUGUGGAGUAAAAAAAUAAAAAUAAUUUAUUGAUCAUCCUCAAUGCAUUUGUCAUCAGUCUGACAUCUGAGAACGAAACAAAUUAUAUUUGGCACGCAUUCCACAUGCUGUUUUGAUCCGAAUUUUGAUGCAUGUCGGAUGCCUUGGACAAGGACUGACAUCCAGAAACCAUAUUGGAGAAUAGCCAGUCGCACACUACCCUCUGCAAAGUCCAAAGAUUGUCAACAUUUUAAACUAAAUAUAAGCCAUGAUGUGAAGGUGGUGCAGAGUUUUUUUUAGUGUUUUUAUCAGUACUAGUGCAAAAGAGCCAUUUGUCCUAAAAUAGAGAGAAAUUUAAUUGUAACAGCUAGGAUUGAAUUUCCUAAAAUGAUUUGUCUUUACCUUACUUUUGAUUUUUUUUUUUUUUUUCUCUGACACUUUCAAUGUCUUUUUGUAUAGUCUGCCAAUUUCUUAGAGCUAAAUGCAAGGACCUUGAAAUGCUAAAACUUAGCAUAUUGCCUUAGAUCUGUUUUAUUGUCUUGUAUAUUACAAAAGUUGUCUGUAUUAUAUUUGUAUAGUGAAUCGUUGACAGGAUCCACCCAAUUCAUUACUGCUCAUCUAUGCCUCUUGCCGGAUACCUACCAUAUACCUGUCUCUCUCCUCAUCUUUUCAAUAUUGCUCAUUUUCCAUGUUUUGUCUGUGAUCAGUUGUGGGUUUUAUUAUUUGUACAGUCCUGAUUUUACCCACUCGGUUAUGUGUGAGAAUGAAAAUGAUGCAAUGGGAAAUCGAAGCAAUAUGUAAUUUAUAAGGACUUUUUGGAGGAAGCUUACAGUGUUGCUCCUGAGAUGUAUUUUUUCCAGUUGUGGUUCAUGAAACAGCCCUGUUCAUCCGCAUCGAUGUGUGUAAUCUUAGUGUGAGCCUUUUAUGCAAAGUUAGAUAUACCGAGAGAAAUUUAAAUACAGUUAUGCAAGUUGUCAACUAAUAUGGCUUUGCUGAUGCUAUUUGAUGUUGAAUCAAAUUGAAUUGUAAAUAAAGAAUUCUGUUAUUGCAACAUUUAAAAU